GCCGGGGAGGGGCCAGAAGAAGCGGCUGAAGCCAGCUGUCCAAACGCACGUUUCCAACAUGAGUUCGCCGGGGAGAGGCUGUCGAGCUGGGAAGGCGAGCGGCGCUUUCCCCUCAGGCACCGCCGCCGCCGCCGCCGAAGAAGCAGCAGCAGCAAGAGCCGCCGACUGCCGCUCGAGCGCCGGGCGAAGCGAAAGGGGAGAAGCAGCGCGACGGGGGAUAUAAAGCCACAGUUGUUCCUGCCAUCUUCUGCUGUCAGUUAAUAGAACAGACAUGUUCAGCCCAAACUAGAGAAAUUCACAACUUUGGUGAACAGAGACUUGUGCAGUAUGUUCUGUACCAAACUGAAAGACCUGAAGAUCACUGGCGAGUGCCCUUUUUCGUUAUUGACCCAAAGUGGGAUUUCAGAUGAAAAUGAGGAUGAAUGUGCAGAAGUGCCAAAUAGUUCCAAGGCUGCUUUGCCAAUUUGCAGAGAAAAGACUACACACGGGAACCUUCCACAAAGGAAAACCAGCAGGAGCCGAGUGUAUCUGCACACUUUAGCUGAGAGCAUCUGCAAACUCAUCUCUCCUGAGUAUGAAAGGUUAUAUCUUGCAUUUCAGAGGACACUAGCAAAUAAUAAAAUAAAAGAAAUCAGGAAUUCUGAGGAAAGAGAAGACUUUGAAAAGCUAAUCACUGACCAUGCAAAUACAUCAGGAGUUCCAGUAAACAUUAUGAAGGAAUCACUUGGUGAAGAGCUUUUCAAAAUAUGCUAUGAAGAAGACGAACAUAUCCUAGGAGUUGUCGGGGGAUCCCUCAAAGACUUUUUGAACAGUUUCAGUACUCUUCUGAAGCAGAGUGCUCACUGCCACGAAGCAGAAAAAAAGGGCAGACUUGAAGAGGUCUCAAUACUGUGCUUGGAAAAGGACCCAGAUUUCUUAAACGUGUACUAUUUCUUUCCCAAGAAAACAACCAGCCUCAUCCUGUCCGGCAUUAUCAAAGCAGCAGCUCACAUUUUGUAUGAAACAGAGGUUGAAGUGACGGUGAUGCCCCCUUGCUUCUGCAAAGAUAGCGCUGAGUUUAUUAACCAGCCAUAUUUGUUGUACUCUGUGCAAGUCAAAAGUGCAAAGCCAUCUUUAUCUCCCUGUAAACCUCAGUCUUCUCUUGUGAUUCCUGCUUCCAUGUUCUGCAAGACUUUCCCAUUUCAUUGCAUGUUUGACAAGGAUAUGGCUAUUCUGCAAGUUGGCAAUGGUAUAAGGAGACUGUUGAGUAGGAGAGAAUUUCAAGCAAAGCCAAACUUUGAUGAGUGGUUCGAAAUCCUGGCCCCUAAAAUAAACUCCACGUUUAGUGGGAUCAUGACAAUGCUAAACAUGCAGUUUACUAUAAGAGUGAGACGAGGGGACAGCGCUCUUAAAAGGUCAACAGGGGUUAUGGACCUUAAAGGACAGAUGAUCUACAUCUUUGAGUCCAGUACCAUCUUGUUCUUGGGAUCCCCCUGUGUGGAUAGACUAGAAGACUUUACAGGACGUGGCCUCUAUCUUUCAGAUAUUCCGAUUCAUAAUGCACUUAGGGAUGUUGUUUUAAUAGGAGAACAAGCCAGAGCUCAAGAUGGACUGAAGAAAAGGCUAGGAAAACUUAAGGCUACUCUUGAGCAGGCACACCAAGCCCUUGAAGAGGAGAAAAAGAAGACAGUAGAUCUUCUGUGCUCUAUUUUCCCAGGAGAGGUUGCACAGCAGCUGUGGCAAGGACAAGUUGUACAGGCCAAGAAAUUUCAUAAUGUGACAAUGCUUUUUUCUGACAUUGUAGGGUUCACUGCUAUCUGUUCCCAGUGUUCACCUAUGCAGGUUAUCACAAUGCUCAAUGAGCUCUACACUCUCUUUGAUUACCAGUGUGGAGAGCUGGAUGUCUAUAAGGUAGAAACCAUUGGAGAUGCAUACUGUGUGGCUGGAGGCUUACACAAGGAAAGUGAGACCCAUGCUAUUCAGAUUGCAUUGAUGGCUUUGAAAAUGAUGGAGCUGUCCAAUGAAGUGAUGUCUCCACAUGGAGAGCUCAUCAAGAUGCGCAUAGGUCUGCAUUCCGGCUCCGUCUUUGCUGGAGUCGUCGGUGUUAAAAUGCCGCGGUAUUGCCUAUUUGGAAACAACGUAACGCUUGCCAACAAGUUUGAGUCUUGCAGCGUACCUAGGAAAAUAAAUGUCAGCCCAACAACAUAUAGGUUACUAAAAGAUUAUCCAGGAUUUGUAUUUACUCCUCGUUCAAGGCAGGAACUUCCUCCCAACUUUCCAAGUGAUAUUCCCGGGAUCUGUUACUUUCUUGAUGCUUACCUUCAAGGAACAAAUUCAAAGCCCUGGUUUCAAAAGAAAGACACUGAAGAUGGAAAAGCAAAUUUCUUAGGGAUACCAACAGGAGUAGACUAAGCUGUGCUUUCUUGCAUUUUCAGGAUGAGUUCUGUAUGAACUGAACAUUCAAAAAAAGGAAACAUGACAGCACUUUAGCUUGUUAACACCUGAAAGCCAGUAUUAAAAUUACCAAAAAAGGGAUAUUACAUACUACUUUUAAUUUCUAUUUUAUGUAAAAAUAUAUUAAGUCAGUGGCAGUUUGGAAGGGUGAGAAGCAGGAGCGGCCCAUAUUAGUGACACCUCAUGUAACAACGAAAGGGGGGAAAGCCCAGGCACCUAAUAUUUCUUUUCCUCUUGCAAACAGCUGCUUUACCAAGGUGAGUCUGAUAAGGGCCCCCAGCUUCCCUAGAGUAUGUGCUUGACACUUCUCUCGACUUCCCAGUCUUUAGGAAUCACUUCUGGAGGGACAGCAUUCAAAAUAAGCAGAACUGAGUUGCUUGCUAUAUGAACAGCAUAACACGUAGCACUGCUCUUUCUUGAAAUAUGCAGUGGAACCUCGCGUUGCGAACGUGAUCUGUGUGGAAGACACGUUCGCAACCUGCAGCGUUCGCAACCUGCAGCACCGCGUCUGCGCAUGCGCAGGUUGCGAUUCGGGUUCAGCACGGUGCUCAACCCGAAAUUGCGUAACCUGAAGCCUCUGUAACCUGAGGUACCACUGUAUUCGGGUUACAUAGAGUUGCUUAACCAAGUUAGUAGAGUUGCUUAACCAAGCUAGUGCUCACCAGGCUUCUCAACACCCAAGUGCCACUGCUGGCACCAAGAAGGAUGGGGGAACGGCAAAGUGGGCAGGGAGUGUGGUGCAUGCCUGGAAGAACCAAUUCAAUGCUUCCAUCGCCAUGUCUGCACCACACCAAGCUCUCUACCACCUCAUCUCUUUCUUGGUAACUAGCAGUGAUGCUUGGCAUUGGGAAGCCAGAUGAGCAAUGCCACAUUGCCCACUGUUAGUUUUAAACAUGCACAUGGAAUACAUUGCAAAGAGAAUGCCUACCUAGGUGCAAGUGGAAUUGGUGUCUAGCCUCUCAUCCUCAUUCUGCCUAGGGGGCCUCACAGAUGCUACAGUACCACCGAAGGAGUAGCCUGGAAUGACACUACAGGCCACCAUUCAUUUGAUGGGGAGAAGUUUGUUUGGUUCAUGAGCGGGGGAAGCGAAAACAUGUCCAAUCUCAGUUACUUCACACUGCAAGCCAUGCAGUGUACCUUUUCUUAGUUUCCAUUUACAGCCCGUUAUUACUAUAGUAGUAUUUUUAAAUGUAUAGCAGAAACAAAAUUGACAUUCAAGUAGCCCCAUCACAGUAUUUUAAAUGAAUCUGAACUAUUCCUAAUCUUAAUUCUUCCAGCACCAUACCUCAAUGUGCUUUUUGUUAUGUGGUGAAUUUUCACACGGUAGCUCAGAAUGCAUUUGUAGUGCACGACCUUCACGUUGCAUGCAUACAGAAUGCGCUACAGAUCUGGACCUAAGCCCCAUGUGUACACUGUGAUACUUUAUGCAUUUGCACUGACACAAAAAAUGGCUUGGCUGGAUUUUUUUCUUUCUUCCUUUGCAUCCUUCAGUCCUGGCAAUUAACAAAGAGAGUAAAAUUGGUAAAAUACUGACCAAUUCUGAAACUAAGCUAGGAGGAAUUUUUCCUUUUAGAAACCCUUUUUCUGCCACACUUUGGGUCCAAGCAAGUCUAUGUAGUAAGAUCUCCUUCCUCUGUCCUUCUCUCCCCCCAUCUCAGACUUGUAAAUGUUCCUCUUCAUUUAUACAACUCCCUGAAAUUAUUCUUGACAUACCUGUCUGGAAAUGGAAUUUCUUUUUUCUCAAACUUACUGCUCUGACUUCUCUACUUCCUACAGUUUCCUGUUUCUUAUCUCAUGUGAUGUGUCAUCGUGAAUAUGUGUCAUCAAAAGAAUUAGGAAAGAGAGGAAAAGACAUGAUGGCACAACCUCAAUUUUUGAUUAAGAGUUUCAUGCUCUUUUACCAGCUGACAAACGCAUAACCUGGCCAAAGUGUCCUAAAAUAUGGGACAUCCUUUUUCACUGCAUUGCUGCAUCAUUUUAAGUAAAGCUCUGUUCAGUAUUAACCAUUUCCUGAAAGGCACAGGUUAAUCAGAUAUUAAAAGGCCAAGCAUUUCACUUAGACUGCAAUCCUAUGCACACAUACCUGCAAGUCCCUUUGAAGUUAAUGGGACUUAAUUUUGAGUAGGCCUACAUUUGAUUGCUCAUGCAUAUAUGGUUAUCAGCUGUUUUCAGUGCUAGUAUACAGAUAUGCCACUUACUGCUUCCUGAACUUCUUUCACUGUCAAUAAAUUAUACCAAUGUGUGUGUAUAUGUGUGUGUAUGAUUAUAAUCAAAUGCUAAAACCUCUGUAAUCAAACUUAUAAAUCUGAUUUCAAGGGGAACAAAUCUCCCUUGUUAUGUAUUAUAGCAAUAAAUGUUUUCUUUUUGUUGCUAUUUAAGUUUAUAUUAAAGUAUAAAGUAAACUAUU
Podarcis muralis (Common wall lizard) is the source of this 4840-nucleotide messenger RNA. RefSeq names its product guanylate cyclase 1 soluble subunit alpha 1 (gene GUCY1A1). Gene Ontology annotation, biological process: cGMP biosynthetic process; response to oxygen levels. Gene Ontology annotation, molecular function: guanylate cyclase activity; heme binding. The record is from RefSeq and is a predicted model, not a curated record. NCBI's taxonomy places the organism in Eukaryota, Metazoa, Chordata, Lepidosauria, Squamata, Lacertidae. Gene Ontology annotation, cellular component: guanylate cyclase complex, soluble.